AUUCCCGACUCGUGAUUGGUGAGGUAAACCAAUGCCAAUGGGUUAUGUGGAACGGUGGAACAGAACCAGUCGCGGAAAGAAUGCGUAGCCAUUGUUGGUGCUGUGCGACCAUUUGACUUCUGGAUCAGAGAUCGCGAUGGUUGCUGAACUCCAAAACUCAGUGUAAGGCCCUUGUAAAAUGUCGCCUACACCUGCACAUAUUGCUUCCGCCGUGCUGUGUCUAAAACAGUCUCUAUCGUGAAACUCGAUUUUGGAGUCCGCGUCAGGUCGCGACUCGCGUGUGCGAAGAGGAAAGAGCAAGGUAGAGGAGGCAGACGCUCUCACACUACAAGUGAGUAAGAGUGAGUGAAGUGAGCCAGCGACACGGUGACGGUGGGGCACUUUCAGUGGCGGCCAUAACACCAAGUCGACCAACCAAACUGGCGACCAGGGAGAAAGCGUAGUGCGAGUGUUCGCGAGGCGUAGUGGUAGUGUUUUGAGACAGAAUUUUCCUGGAAAGUCGACUCAGAGUUAUCAGAUGUUGCUAAUGUCGCAAAACUUGGUUGGAGGCAAGACGAAUCACGAAAGAACGCAGGGCUGACAUUCGAGCAUCUACCAUUUGGUAGGCUUGAGUAGUGUUAUGCCUCCUCAGCAUCGAUCUCCCUGGUCACAGCCCAAUCGUCUUGGCAAGCAAUUAGAGAGCUGUGAUGCUCAAUUCAGGGUAUACCCUUGCCAACUCAGUUGUUGAUGAAGCCUCAUAGCGACAAUCAUCAAUGUAAAGCAGUUACCUGCUACGUAGCAUUUAUGUACCAUACAUGUCGGAAAGAAAAGAAACCAAGAUGCAGCAGGUGGACACGAUCUCGCAAAAUAACUCUUUAGAUGUGGAGGAGCGAGAAAGGCUGUGUAAUAUACCGAAGACGAGUGUACCUGGUCGGGCGUCGGCAACGCCGGCUGCUACUGCUCGAGAACCACCUCCACGAGACGAGCCACCCGUGGAGCCAGUGAACGGGAUUGUACAACCUCCUGUUGUGCCGCCCCCAAACCGACCGGGUCGUAAUACCAAUCAAACACAUUACCUCCAUAAGGGUGUACUUAAAGCAGUAUGGAAACACCAAUUCGCUUGGCCUUUCCAGCAGCCAGUAGAUGCGAAAAAGCUCAAUUUGCCAGAUUACCACAAAAUUAUCAAGCAACCUAUGGAUUUGGGCACAAUCAAAAAACGGUUGGAGAACAAUUAUUAUUGGAGCGCCAAAGAAUGUAUUCAAGAUUUCAAUACGAUGUUCACCAACUGCUAUGUCUACAACAAGCCAGGCGAGGACGUUGUUGUCAUGGCGCAGGCUCUCGAAAAGUUGUUCCUCACGAAGGUGUCGCACAUGCCAAAAGAUGAGGUGGAGCUUGACCCGCCCGCCCCAAAAGGGCCGAAAGGGAAAAAACCUGGUAGACUGGGCGCCCCGGCGACGGGUGGUCCCGUACCAGCAAGUACUGGUGGUCCAGGUCGUGGGCGACCCUCGUCCCAAGUUGCAGCAGCUGUGAGCUCCAGUGUCCCCAACAGCAUGACACCUUCGUCGACAACCGCAGGAACGACAGGAGUCAUGCCGAUGCCACCCCUCGGUACCCAGGCGCCAGUUUCCGUACCUGGGAGCACAAACACUACGACCAUCGCACCUCCCUCGAGCAUAGGUGUCACCUCCAUGGCCACUCACAACUCGUUACCGCAACAGGUGAUUCCUCCAACCACCGGCUAUCACGCGCAGCCCGCGAUAGAGCCGCCGGCGGCCCCCGCCGUUCCCCCAGCACCACAAGUUCCCACGGCGCCCCCCGUCAUGCCACCCUCGCAGCCUGCCAAAGUGAGAAAAGGAGUGAAGAGAAAGGCCGAUACCACGACGCCCACGGCCAAUUCUUUCGAUCCCAUUUACAACCCCAUGGAACCUAAGAAUGCCAAGAUCCCGACGAGGAGAGAAUCUGGAAGGCAAAUUAAAAAGCCAACGAGGCAAGCUGACGAUGGCAUGGUGCCUUACCAUCAGGCUAUGCCCAUGAUAGGCGCUAUAGCCCAACAGCCUCAACAUCCCGGCGGCAAAUCAAAAGAGAAGCUUUCCGAAGCUCUGAAAUCUUGUAACGAAAUCCUCAAGGAGCUCUUUUCUAAAAAGCACUCGGGUUACGCAUGGCCCUUUUAUAAGCCUGUAGACGCAGACCUUCUAGGCCUUCAUGACUACCAUGACAUCAUCAAGAAGCCUAUGGAUUUAGGAACUGUAAAAACGAAAAUGGAUAGUCGAGAAUAUAAAACAGGUCAAGAAUUUGCGAGCGAUGUACGGCUGAUAUUUACCAAUUGUUACAAGUACAAUCCUCCAGAUCAUGACGUAGUCGCUAUGGCUAGAAAAUUACAGGAUGUCUUCGAGAUGAGGUACGCGAAAAUACCCGAUGAACCUUUAGGAGGAGUUGUAGGAAUAAAAAAUAGUAGCGCAAGUGACAGCAGUUCGGGGUCCGAAAGUUCUUCCGAGAGUGAAGAUUCUGAUGAAGAACGCACCCAGAAGCUGAUUGCCUUACAAGAAGAGCUGAAAGCGAUGCAGGAGCAGAUGAAAAAGUUGGUGGAGAGUGGGAAGAAGAGCAAGAGUAAAAAGAAGAAACCGGAUAAACCAAAAUCCAAGCCAAUGAGUAAUAAAAGUGGUAGCCUCAUUGGCAGUCACAGUGGUGCCAUGAAAGAACUUAUGAAGCCGAGUGGUGGAAUUCCAAAUGUGUCGGAAAGUGCAUCUGCUAGUAUAGGAAGUGUUCCGAUGGGCGCCGGAGAUAUGAAGAUGCCUGGUGGCAUGGGAGGAGAUCUUCAUCAUCCGGCGAUAGCGGUCGGACCUAACAAGGCCCAUGGGGCAGCGAAUUUGGGUCAUCACUUGCCGACCACCACCAAUGCCAAGCCGAAAGGCAAAGGUCGAGGGCCUGGAAAAGCUGCGGCCGCGAAUGCUGCGACCAAGAGGCCGAAGGCGAAUAGCAGGUCUGCUGGAAACAAAAAGAAGAACGCCAGCAAUCAACCGCCUCCGAUCGUUUUCGACUCCGAGGACGAGGACAACGCCAAACCUAUGUCGUAUGACGAGAAGAGACAACUCAGUUUGGACAUCAAUAAAUUACCUGGCGAUAAAUUGGGCCGUGUUGUGCACAUAAUUCAAUCUCGAGAGCCAUCGUUGAGGGAUUCAAAUCCUGACGAGAUCGAGAUCGACUUCGAGACACUCAAGCCAUCCACGCUGAGAGAACUCGAGAGCUACGUAGCUUCCUGCCUGAGAAAAAAACCACGUAAGCUCUAUUAUAAGAAAGUUAGCGGCAAAUCCAAGGACGAGCAAAUCGCGGAAAAGAAGCAGGAACUCGAAAAAAGAUUACAAGAUGUCACGGGACAACUGGGAAAUGUCAAGAAAGCUGCAAAGAAAGAAGACAGUAGUAAAUCAGUGGAUGUAGUGGGUACCGGUGGCGCUAGUGGACCUUCUCGACUAUCGGCAUCAAGCAGUAGUAGCAGCGACAGUGAUUCCAGCAGCAGUUCUCUCUCGUCGAGUUCCAGUGAUUCGAGCGACAGUGAAGCAGGAAAUGCCUCAACUCGUCCACCACGAAAGAAAUCUAAAAAGGCCACGCCGAGUUCAGGACCGCCAACUACGAACGCCUCGACUGUUGUUCCAUCGGCCUCUAAUUUAAAUCAUACCGGCGGUCUUCUGAUGAAUAAUCAACCAGCGGCGAAUUCCACGGGACCAACGGCAAAACCAGCAAUCACACAGGCAAAUAAUAUUCCAGCUGAACAAGGUGCAGCCCAAUCAGUUUCGAUAACAGCCGUGACAAUUGGACAAGGAUUGACAAUAGCGAGUCACUCGUCGAUGCCAGCUCAGCCAUCUCGUCCAGUUGCGGUGGCCACAGCUGCCCCGAUUAAAAAAACACCUGCCCCUACAGCUAUUACAAACACGACUCCUUCCUUAUCUGUCCCCACACCUACCCCAAGUGUCACUUCAAACAACACACAUUCAAACACAAAUACGAUACCUAUCCUGACUUCAGUUCCUCAACCUCAGACCCCUGUAAAUACCUUUUCAAAUCAAAACACUCCCACCGUUCAAUCGGAUCCAGUCGCUCUGAACCAACCUGCAGACCUUUUGCAGCAUUUAUCUGCUCUAGCGUCUGUGGCGACCACGCAAACAAGUUUAGAUCAUGCUUUAUCGACGACGAAAAAGGAAUCUCAUAUUCCUAUGAUCCAGACAUCGCAUUCAGCGAACAACAAUUCCAAUCUGAAUCUUCUGCCAGACGUAAAGCCUGCCGUGAAUAUGGUGUCGACAAGCGUGGCUUCCAAUCUGAAUAUGGGGCAAAUUAACAUGGCCAAUAUAAAUAUGAAUCUGCAACAAGGAUUGGCGCAUAUGUCGAUGCACAGCCAACUCGAAAGUCUUAUCAACACGACCGCGAGUCUUCAGAAUUCUCAUACGAUGACGAUAUCGCAACAGCAUUCCAACGGAUUCUCCAACGUAAAGAGGGAUAAUUCCCCGCCUAAUAUGUUAAACAACAAUGGCAUACCCGGGUUUAAUUUGGGUAGCAUGAACAUAUCAGGAAUGGCCUCAAUUUUUGAUCCUGGAGUGCCACUUGUUUCGAUGCCUAUGCAGAUUCCACAGUUAACGGCGAGAAAAGAAGAAAGGUCUCUGCCGAUGAGCCAAGCACAGAUGCCACAAAAAAUGGAUGUGGGAGCUUUUUUUUCAGAAAUAAGCGCUUUAGGUUUACCAGGGAUGCCCAACCACUCGAAUUCUCAAAUGAUGCCUGAAAAGAAAAUGACUCCACCUGAUUCGAAGAACACCGCAUCUCAUUUUGCGACGGCAUUUAAAAAUAAGUCUGUGGAUAUGAAGAGUUCAUGGUCGUCAUUGGCACAAUCGUCGAGUCCGCAAUCUGCCGCAGGAAACAGUUCGAAACUUGUAAAGGAUUCCUUCCAGUUAUUUAAAAGCAAGGCCAAAGAAAAGCAGGAUAGGCAACGAGCAUUGCUGGAGCAGCAGGAGAUACGAAAGCAGCAGCAGCAGAAGGAGCAUGCUGAGCGAGAAAGGCAGCGCCAAGAGAGUGAAAAGAGGAAAGAUAAGGGCGACGAUGAUGGCAUGGAGAAGGGAAGGAAGGCGCCCGUGGAUCAGCAGAAUGCCGUUCUUCCCACAUCCUCGAGAACUGAAGAAGCCAGAACUUCGACGGAUGACAGCAAUAGCCCGAGCCAUACUUCUGUCCACGAAAGAACGGCGGAAGAACGAGCGCGCCAGAGGCAACGGGAACAGGAACGUCGAAGACGUGAAGCGAUGGCGAACCACAUCGACAUGAAUAUGCAAAGCGAUUUGAUGUCUGCCUUCGAGAAUUCAUUAUAAUGUUACAAUGUGCUGCUCAUAAUCUGCGGGCCUCAGAAAAACCAACAGGAUUUGGGCGAGGCGUUUCAGAAGCUGGACGAUACCACAGAAUCGUGUUAAUAUAUACUGUUAAUAAUAACGACUAGUGAUGUUAAUAAUAAAUAUAAACAAUUAGUAAGACUGGUUCAGCCAAGAUCAGUGCUCGCGUGAUGUGGUGCAGUUGGGACAUUCCAACGGAGGAGUGUUAUUCUAGCCUGUCGUUCCACGACUCGAGAAUAACAAAAAGACAGUCAUUAUAUUGUCAUUAAUUGCGCAAAUAAUCUGCGUCUAAACAAACGGACACCCAAGUGUUGUCACCGUGUAAUUAGUUAAAUACCUACAGAUACUUCGAUAUAUUGCUACAAAUUGUGUUACAAUUUUCCGGUUUUCAUAAGUUUGUACUUGAUGUAAAUUUGGAAAGAAAACGCACUGGCGACAAGGAGCGAGGCGUUUGCGUGCGAGAUAAUGUAAGAGAGCGAGAGAGAGAGAGAGAGUGAAUACGUGUGCAGUGAAAGGUGUAAGAGCUGUGUACAUUUAGUUAAGUUUUAUAUUUUUCCACUUUCAGUCAUUGAUUGUUGGUAGCAUUAAGUAGAUAGUUUUUUUUGCCAAUAAUAUCUAUAAUUACUAGCUAUAUUAUCCAUCUUUUCAACGUUGAAAUUCACUCUCGAUUACAAAUAUUCAUAUUGAAAAUUCCGACUUUGUGACAUGAUUUAACUUGAAAUGAAAGAUUUUCUCAAAGUUAAAUUUAAUUAAAUGUUUGAAUUGUUUAUUACUUUAAUGUUCAAGCUUUAAUAUGAAAUUUUCUCAAAGUUUUGUUCGUCAAAAGUGGAAAUUGUUCGAAAUCGAAUUGGAGGGAAAUUGUGAACUUCUGAAUACUUAUUUUAAAUAAUUCACUUUUUCUCGAUGUUAUUUUAUAUAAGAACUUUGAGAAAUAACAAUUUCCUUUGCGUACAAUUUUAUAGUUCGAAGAAUUUUUAUUUUUGAUAACCAGAACUUUGAGAAAAUCUUAUAUUUAAAGUAUAUAUUUCGAUAAAGUCAAUGAACCAAUUUCUGAGAAAACUAUUUUGAUCAUGAUUAUGUUUAUAAAUUUCAUGACUCUGUUUGCAGGUUUCUAUGAACUUGUUAUGAAAUGAAAGGUCCUUUUUUUAAUAAAAAAAAAUAUAUAUAACUAUUGGUUUUGAGUCGAAUUUCCGACGUCGGAAUUUUCAGUAGAGAUACAAUUCUUUGUAAUGACGAAAAUAAUAGUGAAAUAGUGAGCGCGCCAAGGCUCAUGUCCGCUCUACGUGAAUAAUCUGUUUGGUGAACUUAAUCGUGGAUAUUUAUCGUCAGGCAAGUGUGAAUCGUGAUUCGGUUUAUUGUUCCGAAGUACCACGCGAUUUGCUACUGAAAAAAAGUCGUCAAUUAUUACGAUUAUAUAAUGAUAAGCUUAAUGAUAGGAGGAAUUCUCGAUCCUCCUAUCAGCUACGAAUUUAGACGUAUGUUCCUAUUUUCUAGUUCAUGCGUCGAAAACUAUGACACGAUAUGAGAGAUUAUUUUUCAAUUGGAGAAGAUCUUGAAUUGAAGAGAAUUUGGCAUCCGGCAUCGUUCAGGGGCAAUACUAUCGGCAAUCAGAGGACAGAGACGCUUGCAUCGAAAUUGGAAAGGGUACAAAGACUUUUAUGACAAAAUGAAUUCGCGCAAUGAUGUACAUUUGGGAGUAAUUUCAGAGCUUCUGCUCGAAAUUAUAGACGUAAUUGUAAUAUCGUGAGAGGAAGAGUUAUUAUAUGAGCUUCGAUGAUUGCUAAUAUUAUUAAAUUAUUUAAUUCAGAAGUCCUGGUCCUUUUGUUUCCUAUAGGUAUUAUUACUCUCCUAUUUUCUUCGUCUUCCCUGCUGAAAACAACUUUUCUGAAUUUCCCUUCCUUUCAUUCGGUUCGGGAAAGUUUUUUCAUCCAGGUAUAAUCGUUAUUAAAGAGUUUUAUUAAAAUUAUGAAAAAAAAGAAGAAAAAAAUGCACAAAUUUCUAGGUAGUUUAUCUAGUUUCGGCUUUCUUUUAGAAAUAAUUAUAAUGAUCAGUAAAUCUAUCGUUAUUAGAACGAAUACAAAUUUGAAAUAUUUUUUUUAGACGAAGAUGUAGAGAAAAAAUGAGAGAUAAUUAUUCUAGAGAUACCGAAUUUUGUAAGUGUACGCCCAACGUAAUUUAGAAAAUAGCGAAGAAUGGAUGAAGCUCAGUUUGACUUAGUAAGAUUAGGAAAUACUGAUUAAAUGAUCAGAUAUGACCAUAUGUAGUUUAUUUAUUAGAGAUAUUCAGGCCGUAUAAUUAUAUUUGAAUAUGAACGAGAGUUUCUGGAAAUUUAAUAAAAAAUUAUAGUAGCAGAGAUGAGUGAGGACUGCGAUUAUGUUUAUGAUGGAGGUGCAAUUUGCAAGUCGUUUGAAUACGAAAAAAGGAAUUAUAUAUAAGCGAUUAAAUAACGGGACGAAUGUUUCAUUGACCGAAUAGUAUUUGAAGCUCAAAUCAAAAUAAAUGUACUUUUAUAACAAAAAUUGGUCUCUUUCUUUUCGGGGUUUGUUAGUUUACGUUUAUUGCCUAUAAUCUGUUUAUUUUUAUUUCUAGAUUAAUUUUAUUUUUGUCUUGAAAUUUUCUAUAUUUUGGAUCUGAAAGUUAGUAAAUAAAUUUAAAGAAAGUUGCGCAUUCCUUUAGAUUAAUCUUAGGAUCUUUUGAACCACAGAUACUAUUCGAGCAUUUGAGAGAAUUUUUGUAAAACUGGAAGAUGACCGGGAAUCAGUCGAAAUCUUGGAAAUAUCUCUUGUGUUUCUUCCAUGUAGUUAGUUGUUCGAAAAUCAGAGGUUCCAAAAUUCACGAUGGGAUUAGAAUGUUGACAUAGAAAAAAAAAAUUUAUUGUCAGUGUUGAAAGUAUUUUCAUCAACAAGAAUUUCUAAGUCUUUCCAAAAAUGUUAUUGCUAAUUUAAAAGUUUAUCAGUUUCUUGUGAUUAUUCUAUCCUUCUUCCAUCGAUGAUACAAUUUCGAUUUGAUUCUCGAGAAGAAUCUCGUUGUAGAUUCUCGAAGGACUAAUCAGGCUCGUAUGAGAAAUCAAUAAACGUGCAAAAAAAUCUUGAGAUUGGGGGCGAAAAGGGUUAUCAAUUCGACGCUCCCCUGUGAUUAAUUUAAAUUAUUUUGAUCUUAAAGUCGGGAAUCACGAGGAUAAAAAGAAAACAAUUUAAAGCAAUUGCCCUUUCGCCCCUUUUUGGUAGAAUAAUGUAAAGAAGAAUCAAGUGUGUAAGUUAAAUGUAAAUAUACGAAAAGAAUGUAUUGGGCAGGAAUUAAACGGAAGAUAAAAUAAAUCCAUGUAUAAAGAAUAAUAAUGCAAACACAUCUCUAUGUAUGUGAUAAGGUUUGUAAUAUUUAAGGGUGCGAGAUCUCAAGCCUAAGUUAGAGUUUAAAAACCGACGAUAACCAUAUGUAAACGCGUAUAAAACACCAAAAUCACUCCGUUGUAUCAAAAAGAAAAAUAAUUUUUAUAUAAGUUCCACGGGCGCACAUCAUCUCAAAUGGCACACUUGAAUUUUAGCAAAAAAACUUACACUAUUAUUACUAUGCUAUACUAACGAAACGAACGUUAAAAAUGGUUGUAAAUAAAUAAUAAUAAUUUUAAAUAAAUGGAUAGAAAUAAACAGACCCUCGAUGUUGUUAAGUAAAAGGAAGAGUGUAUUUUUUUUUGGUUUGAUAGCUACAGUUUUUUUUCCUUUCUCAAAAAAUAUCCUCGCAUCCGUCCUGCUUCUAGUCAAGUUCUAAUCAAGCAUUGUGGACGUGGUAGCAUAUUCAAGAAAAUCCAAAUUUUCUAGAAAACAUUGUCCACGAAAUAUGCAUUUUUUCUCAUUUUCAGAGUCCUUCUGUUUGUUUUUUUCUUUUUUUUUUUUCAAAAACAGAGUUUUCAUUUUAGUGUUGAAAAUUACGAAUCCUUUUGGUUUGCCGUAAACGUUUUUAUUUCUUACAAUAUUUUCAAAGAAACUUAACAUUUUUGGCCUGUUUUUUUCAUUUAGAAAGAUAAGACUUUUUUUAUUUUACAUUUUGUUUUGUUUUAUCAGACUCAUAAAAUUUGAAGUUUAUAUAUUUUUUAAAACAAUUUUUCCUUUUACUUAGCAAUUAUAUAAACGUACUAUAUUGAAUGUAUUGUCACAACAUGAUACAAAUACAAAUAAGAUAAUAUUAGAUUUAUUAUAAAGUUAACAAGAGGACAGGACAAAUUAUGUCGAUAUGAAGUUACUAUAUAUACUAAUCGUAAAAAAGUACCUAUGUAUAUUUUACCUUCCCUGAUUUGCAGUUUUACAUGUUAUGUAAAAUACAAAUGCAUUAUAAGAAUCGAGUUGAUUUUGUGGAAAAAAGUCAUUCUUAAGCGACUAGAGAGUGUAUAAGAGUGCAUAUGUAGGUUAUUAUUGUAUUAACUCAUAUUUGCAGUUUUCCUCUGAGUUACAAAACCAAUAGGAAAAAUAUGUACGUGAAAAAAAAUAAGAGUGUGUGUGUGAAAAUCAUUGUCAUUACUAAGGUAAUACAUAUUAUAUACAUAAUUAUAUAUUGUCGUAUACAUACUAUACAUACAUAUAUAUUAUUAUAACAUCCAGAAAUAUGAUUAUUACCUCCAAGGUUGAACUAUUAAUAACUAAUUGAAAG
This is a messenger RNA of Belonocnema kinseyi, 9986 nucleotides long. Its product is annotated as bromodomain-containing protein 2-like. Gene Ontology annotation, biological process: chromatin remodeling; regulation of DNA-templated transcription. The transcript has 23 exons. Gene Ontology annotation, cellular component: chromatin; nucleus. NCBI's taxonomy places the organism in Eukaryota, Metazoa, Arthropoda, Insecta, Hymenoptera, Cynipidae. The record is from RefSeq and is a predicted model, not a curated record. The coding region runs from base 795 to 5324 and encodes 1509 amino acids.